Molecule: messenger RNA, 1044 nt
Organism: Aphanomyces invadans
Lineage: Eukaryota; Oomycota; Saprolegniomycetes; Saprolegniales; Verrucalvaceae
Exons: 1
Coding region: 1-1044 (347 amino acids)
Source: RefSeq, a predicted model, not a curated record
AUGGUCCGCUUCACGGCGUCGCAAGGUGCGGAUGCGAUUGCCAAGGCCACCAAGGGCUUUGACGACCUCGUCCUGUUUUCCCACGUCUACGUCGACCAGGACAAGAAGAAGUACUCGUCGACGGCGCAGCCCACGACUACGUCGAGUUUUGCCGUCCACCACGCCACCGUGGUCGGGACGGUGGACGUCCUGUCGGCCAACGAUGCCGUCCUUCCGAGCCACGUCGAACUCACUACACAGCUCAGCGCGCUAACACCGGACAACGUGAUCACAGUUCAAUACAGCGUGGUGAAAUCGCCCGUCCCGUUUGUCCGCGACCGCGACGCCAUCUUCACGCAAGUUCGCCGUCAUUUUGUCGACUCGAAAGGCCGUCCUUGCUAUGCAUGGUACCGCACAUCCCUUCCUGCCGAAGUCGAGACAACUCCUCCGAUUCAGCAAUGCGUGCGAGCCACGAUCCACAGUUGGGGGUCCGUGCUCGUCCAAGUCACCCCCCACACACUGACGCAUUUUACAGUCAUCGACAUUGACUGGAGCGGCAACGUGUCAACGUGGGUCGCAUCUCGGCUAACUUCCAAGCUCGUGGGACCUCUAGCAAGUAUGUCUGCGGCGUCAGGAAAGCAUCCAGCCGCAUCACCAACACAAGUUGCUCGAAAGCACGGACCACGGUCCCAUCGAUGCUCCAUGUGCCGCACCAAACCCUUGGGCAAGUGCAACUCGUGUGUCGCAUGUGGCCACGUCGUUUGCGCAGCGUGCUCCGACUUGUCGCUGACGGCUCCGCGCUGCCUCGCUUGUGUCGUUGGGAUGCGGAAGCGCAAUGCAUCCAUUGCAUCGUCGACCGACACGAUCCUGUCGUCGUCCAUGGUGUCGUACGAAUUCGACGGCGUGAGCCCGACGCCCGUUGCGCAGACCACUGCAGCACCAAGUUGCAAGAGCACGAGAAGCCACCUCAUGGGCCGACGGCACAUGGACAAGCUGUGGACCACGGCCAAACUCAACCCUGUCACCGACUUGGGCUACGUAGCCGAGCAGUACCCAAACGUGUAG